CAUUGUAUCCAGGAUAGCACCUCAUUUUAAGGUUGCACACUGCCAUGUUGACCGGUCUGCGUGAUAUGCACGUGAAUAUCACGGGACAAUCGACCAAAGCUUCCGCCCCCAAUCUCAGCCGAGCCGUUCCAGGCUGGCAGCGCAGCAAAAAGCAAACAUCGCAUCUCUUUCCCAACUCAUUCUUUCUUUCUCCUUUUUAAUCUUGUGAUCGUCUCGCACACAGUCUUACCGGGCGUAUCCAUGUAUUCUGAAGCUCGGAACAUUUUUGAAGUCGUUGACGAUGCUGUCCCUGCUUCAGACACCGGAUGGGAUGAUUCUGUGGUGAGCACAUGAACGUCCUGCUGCCUAUUUCUUCGGUUGCACGCCUCCACUUUUGCCCUUGGGCAGGGCUCAGGCUCAGGCUCGGGCUCGGGCGUGGGCAGGCAAGGGCGUCGUCGCACGCCUCACUCCUCACUCCUCACGCAAACCAUCCGUCGUGCCUCUCAACUCUCUCCUUUUCCUCGUUUCACACCGCACACAGAUGAAUAAAUCUCUCAUACAAAUUGUUAGUGCCAUGCUGUUCUCGCUCUCGUACUCACACAUUUCCUCUUUUCGUCUUUUGAUUCGAUGACUUGACCGCUGCUCUGCUUGCGCUGCCGCAUUGCUCCCCUAUCUUCCAAUCACAGGGGCGGAUCGACCAGGUCAGGCUUUGCCCGAGUUUGCUCACCGAAAUCCUGGUCAGCAGUGCAGCCAGCCAGCCCCUCAACCAAGGAGAUAAUCUGAGGCAACCCAUUUUCCCCAUUUCUCUCUCAGUCCGCAAUAUAGCAUGGUUUGGAGUCUGCCUUGUCGUCCGUAUUCCUGCGAACCAGACUUUUCCUGUAUCUCCAGAUCCAGCGGGAAUAACCACGAGCUUGCUGUCGCCCCGUCUAGUUCGCCCAGGACGUGAAGAGCAGAGACGGCGACGAGGUCCCAGCUUUACGGCUCAAUGUUCGCUGCCCGUGGGCAAAUAAACAGCUUUUCUUAAGCCCCACUGCUGCAGGAAACUCCACGAGCUUUGCGGUCGUUCGGGAAAUACGCCGAAUCGUAAAUUGAUCCAUCGUUUGAUUGUGGAAAAUAGUCUCCUGGUUCGAACUUUCUUGACGAUCUCAUGUGUUGUCCUAGCUAACGCAUUCCAGUCACCAUGGGAAGCCAAUCGAAUUACCAGCGCGGUGGUAAUCGCUCAGUACGACAAAUCUCCAAGUCUAGUGUGUAUUGUUUCUGUUCUGAUGAGCAUACGUUUAGUUCCCUUCACUGGCUUCCAUAAGUUCGAUGGACCAAGGACAAAUGUACACAAGGGAGAUGGGACCUCCCUCAUCGGAUUUCCCUCCCCAACCCGUGGAGAUUGAUUUGAAUUCGUCCAGGACAUUACCGAACCCUUCGGUCCCUGCAUCCAUGCAGUGGGAAUUACUUUCUUCCCCAGGAUAUGGAGAUGUCUCUUCUUAUGGAGGAUCUAACAUUCCCAGAAUGUCGACAAUGCCAAAUGAUGUGCAGAGCCGUGGACCAUCGGACAAUCCGCUGAUAAAUUGGUACUCAGCUAAUGAUGGACCCUGGGCACCUUUCCCAAAGGGCCCAGAGUCUGCCACGGAUGAACGUCUGUUACUAAAGCAGGCAAAUAAUCGAAAUGUGUCUUACUCAGGUCAGUAUCGCCAUCAAAAUCAAUCGGACGCCUCAAAUUUCCACUUUGGAGUUCCACAUUCGGAUUCUGGUUAUGGCACUCGCCGCAGUGUUGGAAAUACUUCCGUAUUCAGUGCAGAUGUCCACGAUAGAGACCAGGAUAGUCAUAGUAUGGUUGGUCCAUCUCAGGACUUCUCAUCUUUCGCUCAUGGAUAUCAUGAGGUAUUGCAACAGCGUGAUAGCAGAACGAGUGGUACAUGGAGCCCCCCAACUUCCCAUUCAGUGGAGUCACCUGGUCUGGUCUGCCCCACGUGCCACAAGCAGGUCAAGACACAAUCAGAGUUGAAGAAACAUGAUUUGCGGCAUCGGAAGCCAUAUGUGUGCGGAGUUCCUGGUUGUCCUCGUACCCAAGGAUUUAGCACCACGAACGACCUAGAUAGGCAUACGAAGAGCAAGCAUCCUUCAGCCAUUCCGGAGAAUGCACCCACCAAGAAAUAUCGAUGUCUUGUCCCAGGAUGCAAAUCAAAAGAUAAGGCAUGGCCGAGACUCGACAAUUUUAGGAGUCAUUUGAGGCGUGUGCAUGAAAACUUUACUAGCUUUGAAGAAAACCUCGAUGAGAUCAUCAGGAGGGCUGAAUUUUGGGAGAGAAGUGGCAUCAUUUCCGAACCAGAGGUGACUAACCAUCAACUUCCUAUCCCAGAAGAAAGUAGACCAGCACAUUCCGGGCAUGGAGGUCUUCCAAGACAGACAGGACAAUAUCCGGAUAUCAUGGAUCGGAUCCAAGAUUACAGCCCACAGCAUGGACCACAAUCUGCAUCUUUUGAUAGUACUGCAUCCUCACCAGAGGAGAAAUCCCCUCAGUCGGAGGAGUCUCUGCCAACAACAGUUCAGCCGGUUGAAGUUUUCCCACCUCCCGCUCAGAUCCCUGAGAGGAGGAUGACAUUGAAUGAUCUCCUAUCCACCAAUCUUGACCCUUCUCUAAAGGCAUCUGAACAGGCGAGGUCAAGCUUGUCAGCAAAGGUCAGCCCCCAAGGUAAGGCAGCGAGGCAAACAGUCCCAGCCACAGAUGCCACUUUGACAAAAGUGAUCCAAAAGGCACUAGCUGCAGUCAAUGAUGCCCCCACGGAGCCCUUUCGGAAUCAGGAGUCCGAAAGAACCAGUCUGCCCACCCAGAAAGUAGCCCCCAGAGAAUACAGUUCCGCUAAUCCAGAUGCGGCGACUUUGAUUACCAAGGCCAGUCCUAUGAAGCUUGCAGACACCCCGUCUGAGGACACUUCCAAGGAUGACGAAGCCCAGAAGAAGGCUUCGGAAGUUCUGAAGAUCAUCCGCAAAUUGGGAUUUACUGUUUCAAAAGAUCCCACACAGGCUCCUAAAGUCCAAAACCCUGGGUCUGUAGCAAGUAACAAGAGCGAGCACCAGGUCACCUGCCCGAUCUGUCAAAAGUUCACAGGACGGCCUUGCGAGUUAAAAAAACACAUGAAGCGUCACGAGCGGCCCUAUGGCUGCACAUUCCCAACGUGCAACAAAGACUUCGGCAGCAAGAAUGACUGGAAGCGUCACGAGAACUCACAGCACUUUCAUUUGGAGAUCUGGCGAUGUGACACGGAACGACCUGAAGGAGGCACUUGCGCAAAGGUCUGUUACCGGCGCCAGACUUUCCAAGACCAUCUCAAGAAGGAACAUCAGAUCUCCGAGCCUGAGGAUGUGAAGAAGAAAAUUGAUGACUGCCGGAUCGGCCGGAAUUGUCAAUCUAGGUUUUGGUGUGGUUUCUGUAAGAAGCUCGUCGACUUGAAGAAGAAGGGUUUGGAUGCUUGGACCGAGAGGUUCGAUCAUAUUGAUGACCAUUUCAUGGGACGGGCCCCGUUCCCUAAGCAAGGGAUCCAGGAUUGGGUUCCAGUGGAUAGUGAUAAACCGAAGGGAGAUGUUUUGGUGCCAUCUCCACUUGGAUCUGGAGCUGGAUCUCCUCCGAAUGGACAUGCUGGAUCCCCAUCUGGUUCUGAAGGCCAAUCAUCGACCAGUCCGAUACAUAUCCAUGAGAAUUCUAAUACUCUCAAAAGGCGGGCCACAGAUGAAGCAGAAGGAGCGAAACCCCCCAAACAAGCCAGUUUUUACAAAGACUACGAGGCGAGAGUGUACUGCUGCCAAUGUCGCGAACCCUACAAUCUCAAGUACUACCAGAGCUGCACCACAUGCACGGAUUGUCACAGUUUCUGCGAUAAUUGUCCCAAAGAAGCCGUGAAGAUUGUUGAUAAGAUGCCGCCAGCUGCAUAAUUGGAAGUGAUAUUUGUGCUCAGUUUACUUACAUCUCUAUCUUCCUGCUGGUUUGUGCUGCAUUGAUAGUAUUUCUGCUGCUCUUUUUUUGAAGUAUCUCUCUUAUGAUCUACGAAAAUAUCUGUUUAUGUUUAUUCUAUUUCCUUUUUAACGAUUAUGUUGAUGAUACAUGUACCAAAAGAAGUUUUUUUUUUCCCUCUUUAUUUUCUUAACGGAUUUAUUCAAGGUUGGAUGGAGAUGUGAAAUAUUAGACAUGUGCAAGCAAGUUUUCUUGGAUGGCGCUGGAGGAUGGGAAAUGGAAUACCACUUCGUCUUGUCGUGUUUUGCUUGGGUAAUUGCUGUUUACGAAUCUCAUGUAUUGUACUUUUACGAGGAAGACCUUACGAGGCAGAACCAGAGCGGUGCAUCUAAUGACUAUGAUAAUGAUCAAC
Cadophora gregata is the source of this 4334-nucleotide messenger RNA. RefSeq lists its product as uncharacterized. The transcript is spliced from 5 exons. The coding region runs from base 1288 to 3903 and encodes 871 amino acids. The record is from RefSeq and is a predicted model, not a curated record. Lineage: Eukaryota; Fungi; Ascomycota; Leotiomycetes; Helotiales; Ploettnerulaceae.